AUGAAGAAUUCAAGUAUGUGUGUCAUGUGAGAGAUCAUUUUACUCGGUUCUCUUGGGCUCAGGCACUUACUUCUAAAAGGCCAAUUGAAGUUGUAUCAUUUCUAUUUGACCUUUUUCAUUCAAUUGGAUCAUCUCCAACUAUAUUACAAUCAGAUAAUGGAAAGGAAUUUGUUGCACAAGUUAUUAAAGAGCUUAUUGAAUUGUGGCCAUCAGUAACUAUUAUUAAUGGGCGGCCCCGACAUCCCCAGUCUCAGGAACUUAUUGAACGGGCUAAUGGAAUUUUGGAGCAAAAAUUGGGUAAAUGGAAAGAGGAUACUGGCCGAAGUGACUAG
Diversispora eburnea is the source of this 332-nucleotide messenger RNA. The record is from the annotation of a GenBank genome assembly. NCBI's taxonomy places the organism in Eukaryota, Fungi, Glomeromycota, Glomeromycetes, Diversisporales, Diversisporaceae.